GAAAGCCUCUUGUAAAGGAUCCUGAGGCACUUCAUGAACGUGGAGGAUCUGGGCUCACUUUAUAGAAUCACAAGAUGGUAGGGUUGGAAGGGACCUCACAGCCCACUCCGUUCCCCCCUGCUGUGGGCUGGGUGCCCCCCACCGGGUCAGGCUCCCAGGGCCCCAUCCAGCCUGGCCCUGAGCACCUCCAGGGAUGGGGCAGCCACGCUUCACUGGGUGCGUCUCACCAGAGCCGAGUACAAGCGAUGGUCAUAUCAAGACACACGAUGCCAAGUGCGCUGCAGUGCAGCAGAGGUGAUGACGGCGCGGCCCCAUCUCCAGGCUCUGCCCUGCCCUUGGCUCGCCCCGGCUCUCACCCAGGUGCCACUCCUCAGCCGGGGUUCCCCCCGCCCAGCUCCCACUCCCUCCCCGCCCUCCCUCCCACGGAGCUCUGUGCUCGCAGCCGUGCAGCCCCAGCCAUGGCAGCGGGUGGGUGCCGCUGGCGCAGCUGCCUGGAGGUGGUCGCAUCCCGGCAGGGGCAGCGGGUGCAGCACUUCCAGCAGGCCGAGGACAUCCUGCUGACCUUGCUGGAGCACAUCCAUGCUGAAGAGCCCCGCUUCCUGGUGGACUACUCCAGGAACCUGGAAGCCUUUGAGUUUGUGCUCUGUGCCUCUGAGGAUGCCGUGGUGGUGGAGGUGCCAUUGCGCAUUGAUGGUGAUGCCCUGCGGGUGCGGCUGUGCCAAGCCAUGGACAGCGGGAGCACAGGACACGGGCAGCUGGGUGCCUGCAGCCUCGAGGUGCCCUCUGCGGUGACUGGAGUGGAGGACUGGAGCAGCACGGGCACCACGGAUAGCAUGGAGCAGGUACGGUGCCUGGCACCGGGCAAAGUCCUGCAGCACCUGAAAGAGCUCCUUGUGUCAGCCAUCGUGCAGUGCCAGCGCCGCUCCCUCCUGCAGCCAGGUGACCUCAGUGCUGAAAACCUGAAGGAAGGUGCCACGGAGCUGCCCCUGCUGGUGCGUGGAGGCUGGAGGACCAUCCGCUUUGAUGUGGUCCCGGUGGUCAGGAGGCGGCAGGAGACCCCAGGGCUGGAUGGGAGGCAGCGCGACCGAGGCUUCCCCGAGGGCACCCUCCAGAAGGCCACUGCAGAUGCUCACUUUGUCCCAGCCUCCAACCACUGCUGGAGGCCCUCUACCCACCUCCCCAUCCUGAAGCUGCUCUGGGCCGUGGACACGCUGCAGGGACCCCGGCUGGACAGCCUGCGUCUGCUGGAGCAGCUCCGCAGCCAGGACUGGAGGGAAGAGGAUGGGAGGGACGGCCUCACCUUCAACCACCUGAAGAUGGUGCUGCUGUGGAGCACGGAGCUGUUCCCCUCUCCUGAGGACUGGCAGGACCUGGAGGGCUCCGUCUACAGGCUGCUGGUUGUCCUCCUGCGCUGCCUGGCCACCCAGUGCCUGCCCCACUUCCUGCAUCCGGAGCAGAACCUCUUCCAGGGGGAUCCACAGCACCUGGCCUCGCUUUACCCCAAGGUGGAGGCUUUUGCACGGGACCCUGCACGCUUCCUACGCUUCCAUUUCGGCCUCCCGACGCGUGCUGAUGGUGUGCAGGCAGACCCAGCCCUCCGAGCCCUCCUGCAGCUCCCUGCUAAGGACGGCGCACACUGGGACACGGCCUAUUUUGACGUCCUGCUCAGCCAGCUGCAGGUGUACCACAUCCAGGAUGCCACGCGUCGCUCAGCCAUGUCCUGGCUCCUCAACAAGCUCCGCAGAGACAUCCCACUGCAGAGCUGAGUGGGACUCACUGCCACCCCUGUUCUCGCUAUGGCACAAGGGGAACCCAGGCUUUAUUGGGAAGGAAAGAAAACUUUCUGCUCCAAAGAUCAGCAGGAACUGGCCCAGCUCUGCCUCUCUCCCUGUGCUGGGACUUUGCAGCACUUCCCACAGCUGCACCUUUCCUCUUGGAUCUCAGAGAGUCCAGGCAAGCUGUAGGGCUGGGGAGCAGCACGGAGCUGUGUGGCUUUAUUCAGGAGAGGUGGCACUGGGGAGCAGCACACGUCUGCAGCAGAUGGGUGGUGGUGAUGGUAACAGAAGGGAUUGGAGGGGAGGGGGCCUGCAAGCUGGAUCCUGCCCCCAGCCCCCCAAGCCCGUGGGGCUGCCGAGCCCCAA
Coturnix japonica (Japanese quail) is the source of this 2141-nucleotide messenger RNA. RefSeq names its product mab-21 like 4 (gene MAB21L4). NCBI's taxonomy places the organism in Eukaryota, Metazoa, Chordata, Aves, Galliformes, Phasianidae. The record is from RefSeq and is a predicted model, not a curated record.